AGUCAAAAAAAGAGUAAUUUCAAAAUUGUGGUAUGCUUGACUCAUCGAGGGAGGGUAUGGAAAAGGAAUUACUCAUGUUAUUUUUUGUUAGCACCCAUCCUGGUUCCUCAACAAAAUCAAGAAGCAUGGCACCGAGAUGAUCCUUCAUGCACUCUACAGGAAGGAUGGGAACACAAGAAAUGGCAGGCUACUAAAGGAGCCCUGAGGUAGUUCCAUCCAUCUUGAUGGAUUUUUGAUUGGACUUAUUUCUUUGCUGAAUGCCCUGCAUUAACCACGGGAAGUAAUGUGAGACUCCCUCUUGUAUUUUUGUCUCUUGUGAAGAGUAGUUUAUCAUUGUAUUUUUCUGAUGGUAUCCAAAAAAGGGAAGCAAUUCUCUUACAUUUCAAUGCAAGAAAAUUUCCCAGCUUAUCCAGGCUGGGAAAGCAGGCUGCUGAAACUGCCAAAAAAGGAAAUAUUUGUUUUUAUGUUCUUAUUGUGUUCUUUUUCCUAAUUCCUGUAUGAAAUCCAAAUCAGACUUACGAGGCAAAGAGCACUGUGUAGCUGACACUUUACCACCAAGAUCUAAGUCUCCCAUUCUACCUGAUCCCUCUCCUUUCUAGUGACUUGUGCUCUGAGAUCACAAGGUGCUGAGGCACAGCACAAGCAGGGGCUGGCUGCACAGCCACUCUCCUGCUGAGCGCUUUCAAAUAAGGCUGUCCUGUGGAGAGCCGUGUCUUCACUACCAAUCAUAGAAUCAUAGAAUUAUUUGAGUUGGGAGGGACCCUUAGAGGUCAUGUAGCCCAUUUCCCCUGCAGUGAACAGGGACACCUACAGCUACAUCAGUUUGCUAAGAGCCCUAUCCAGCUUCACCUUCACUGUUUCUAGGGAUUUGUUCUGCCAUAGCCACUUGCUCUGAUGAUUGCUGUAGUUACAUGGGUGCUCCUCAUAUUUGAAGGGAAUAUUUCUGAAACUGUCUCUACCCAGGCUGUUGCUUGCUUAGGAAUUACAGCCAGACCUACAUUUCCAAUGUAUGGGUGACUCACCCAUGCAAACUCCUUGCUUAAUAUAAUGAGAGAAGCUACUGUUUCCUAGAAGUGUAUAGUGAAAAAAAGAAUGGGACUUGGUAAUUUAAUAGCUCUCGUGAAAUAUUUUGGGUGGUUGGUAUAAGUUAUAAAUGAAGACAGACAGCAGGGACAAACCUUAUUUAGCAAAGCAUGACAAAUGCCAUCACAUGUUUAAGCCUCCUUCCUGUACUGGCGCAGAUCUAACUCAGACAAACCUGGUGCUAAUCCAUAUAUUGGAAAUGGAGCUCUGGUUGCUUAGCAGAGUAAGGGGCUGGGACAGGGUCAAAUCAGCAGUGAAGAUGACCAUAUGCUUGGACAGUGACCACAAAAUACCUACAGCUGGCAGGGAAACAAAUCAUACAUGGUGUGAACAAGCACUGUAUAACACUGACCCUGCUUUAGCUGAAAGCUUGUGGCUGAGCUGGAAAAACAUUUUCUAAGGAUGCUUGAUGCUAUGCACUUAUUUUUCUACUUACUUAAAAUCUGUAGGCAAUAUCUAAAAUAUCAUAAGCAGGAACUUAAAUACCUCUUAACUACAUUGCAUUAAUCUCAGUAUAUUACAAGCCUUAAGAAGCAUGGACAAAACUCCUUGUUGGAAAGAAUCUGUUCUUAUAAUUACUCCUGCCAGCAUGCCAUAUGGUGGAUGAACAUCAUACUUCCAGACCUGAGUAAGCACUUCGCAGCAAGGGAAACUAAGACACAGAGGAACCCUUAGGGUUCUGCAGGAAACUCAGGUUCAGAGGCAGUUUCCAGCUCCCCUCUGUGGUGUAUGACACAAGAAAACUAUGGUGGAAAGUCUUCGGCACUUAACAGCAAUAAACUGCUUUUCAAGGCACAUUCUUUCCUUAUGCUUAAUAAAGGUAACAGCUGCCACAUCGAUACGUGCUAUAGGACAGAAGAAAAAAAUGCUUUGCUUCAGACUGCGAUUGAAAUGAAGGUUUUGCUCCUGUCACCCUCCUGCUAGAAUUCACCCAGCAGCUUUAGUUUGAGCUUCUUCAGUGUCUGCAACUAUCAGAAGAAAAUGGGACUAUUUGCCUUGGCAGCCCAGAAUGCCUGGAGUGUGUUUGCAUCAGAAAGGAGGCCUGGCUGGAAGUACCUGAUGCAGCUUUUUGCCAUUUGCUCUGCAGUUGGCUUCCUCUUAAGCGUCCUCCUCUUCCUUAGCAUCCAUGUCUCCCUGAAGGAGCAGCCCACGUGUCUCUUGCUGCUUUGUGGCCUCAUCUGGGUCUCACUCUCCAUCGCUCUCUGCUUCUCCAAGCACCUGCGCUGCUUCAGCGCCCUAUUCCUUCUCUCCUGUGGGCUGCGGGAGGGAAGGAAUGCUCUCCUUACAGCUGGUACAGGCGCUGUGGUAGCUGGCAACAUCCAAAGCAUUUUCCACAACCUAAAGGUUCUGACAGACAGCAUAACCUGCAAUUUAGAGUAUGAGAAAUUUGACUUGAUAAAAUAUUACAUUGAGGCUGUAAAAUGGAUUUAUGAGAUGGCCAAUCUUCCUACCGACCUACUUGCUGUGGCAAUAAAGCAUGAGUUUACAUCAUCUUACUCAAUUUCAGAUGACGCACUCAAACAAGAGCUGAAUGACACAAAACAAGAAAUCCAGAGAGUUGCUAACCAGAUAUCUUUUAUGCUGAAUAUAUUGCCCUGUAUAGGCCAGAAAGUAUUGCCUAUAGUGGGGAUUCUUUUAAUUUCUUUUGGAACUGUGCUUUUUAUCAAACAUUUUGUGGGCUCUCAUAAUGCCAAGUUUAAGAAUACUUAUAUCACAAAACGGUUCAUCACAUUUGAUGAGCAGCAAAAGAAACAGCAAAGGCCGUGUCUUCUGCCACUUAACAAAAAGGAGAGAAAGAAUUAUGUCACAAUCCCAUCUUUCAGCUUCAAAAGGAAGGAGAGAAAGCAGAUGCAGCAUUUUUUUCUCCCUGUAGUUAUUCAUCUUUGUGUCUGGCUUCUGUUUGCUGCAGUAGAUUAUUUGUUUUAUUGGCUAAUUAUUUAUGUGAACAAACAUCUCCAAGAAUUACCAGAUCUGGAGAUUCAACUCAGACUCUCUCAGCAAAAGAAUAAUCCUAUCAUUGACACGAAUAAGCAUAUUGCAAAGAAUGAUAUUUUGAAGAUCUCUUUGUUUAAGAAUAACUGCAUCCCUCAGCCAGAACUCCACCUCUCCACGACAUGGCUCCAGCUUGGAAUAAUCAUCUUCUUCUUAAUCAUUUUCGGGUUAUCCUCUGGCCUCCUGACCCAACUCAAAAUACUUGUGUCAAAUUCAUUUUAUCCUGAGGUGGAGACGAAGAGGAUACAUUAUUUACAUGCAAAAUUACUCAAGAAAAGAACAAAGAUACAGCAGAAAGCUGUCAAGAAUGCGUUUGCUAGAACGGUCAAUUUUUGGUUCCCAAUUCUUAGGGCAAGAGAAACCAUGAGGAAGAAAGACAAGGCUACAUUAAAUGGCAACAUGGUGUGAAUGAGACCAAGUGAAACUUUGGAUAAGGCUGGAUAUAUGCUUCCAUCCAUUGUCUGAAUGAAUAAAUACUUAAAACUUUCCAGUAGCAAAUGUCAGAAGCUGUUCUCCACCUGAAAAACUGAAAAAUAUCAAGUAUGGGGCAAAGAUUACUCUGUGUCUGUGGAAGACGACCACGUGAGAGAACACUUCAACAAACUGGACAUACUUUAAUCUGUGGAAUGUGAUAGGAUACACCCAUGGGUGCUGAUGGAGCUGGCUGUGCCGACGUGAGGCCAUUCCCAAUUGUCUAUACAAGACAUCAAGGAUGCUGGAAGAGACUGCUGAGCACUGGAAGAAAAUGAAUGUCACAUCAGUCUUCAAGAAGGGCAGGAAGGAGGACAAGUGAAAUAACUGGUUGUUCAUCCCCACCUCAGACCCUUGGAAGGUGAUGGAUUCUGGAAUCCAUUUCCAAAGAUAAAGGUCAGGGAGGCAACUGGGACAAUCACCUGAGCAUGAUAUAUAUAUAUAUAUAUUUUUUUACUUUGAAAGUGGUCUGAUCUGGCGAGGUUAUGGAGCCUCCAGCCUUGGAGACCCUCAAAACAUAACUGGAACAGCCCUGGGCAACUCAGAGCAGUGGAGUCAGAGAGCAUUAACCCAGAGAUGGCUGCCAGCCCCAGCUGCCCUGUGACUCCUUGCCUGUCACAGAAACCUCUGCAAAAAACAUAAGGCAUGCACAGCAGAAACUUGUGUUGAUUUGUGAAUGCUUUGUGUGCCAUCACACAAAUACUGCCUGACAGCCAUCCUGGUGUCAUGCACUCAAGCAGACUAAGGCCCUGCUCACCUUGGUGUCUGCACACACACAUACCUAUGUGCUGAAGGGGAGCAGAACUGCAGGCAGAGGAAACAUUUGCUCUUCCCUGCCUCCCUAAAGCUAAAAGACCGUGAAAUAACUGCAUAUUCUACACAUUAUUUUGAAUUCUAAAACAAAUUCCUCUUUAGGGCCUCAAAGACUUUGGGGUUCAUCCCAGUGACAGAACAGCUCCUGCCCUGACAUAGAGUACAAGGCCUGCUCCUUCUGGGCCCAGUGGUGGAGAGGUGAACACCCAGUAACUGAGGUCCUUCUGUUGUGCAGCUGAGAGGGUGGGUCUGCCUCUCCUGACACUGCAGAGACAUACUCCUCAUUCUGUGGAGACCUUACAAGGUGUGUUUUCUCCCAUUUGUUUCUGUCCUGUGAGCUGGAGAUGUCUGGGGGUUUGUUGAUCUUCAUCUGCCUCCUCUGCGUGUUGUUCAGUUCUUCCCAUUGCCUGUUUAUCACAGACCCCAACCACACGAUUACAUUCUUUUUCAUCUUUUCCUUAAAAACACAAAAACAAACAAACAAAGUAAAAAAGUCUACAGGUUACAAUAAAAAGACAAUAUUCCAUCCACAAUUAUUUCUGUUCCUCUUCUUUCCUACCCUAUUACAUCCUGCAUUUUACUUUGGCUCUGUUUCCCUGCCUUCAUCAUUCAGAGUCCCCUUUCCUCUUUUGCCGUGUUCUCUUCUGCUCCAAUACAUCAUACUUCCCCACGGAUAAAAACCAUAUAUUUUUUCUCUUUCCGCUGAGUAAAAGUGAACUGUGUUUGAAAUUAAAGGUUUUAUUUAUUCA
This is a messenger RNA of Coturnix japonica (Japanese quail), 5108 nucleotides long. The record is from RefSeq and is a predicted model, not a curated record. Lineage: Eukaryota; Metazoa; Chordata; Aves; Galliformes; Phasianidae.